AUGGGGAGGAAGCGGCGACUUCAGUUCGUUGAGUCUGGUGAGAGCUCCUCACAUGUGGGGUCGAAUGAAGUACCAUCACGCCAACAAGCUCCUUCAGCUGAUGAUGAUAGACGACAGUCCCAGGGGAGUGAUGACGAGACACUAGCACCAGAUACUGAGGACAUACCCAUAACCGUACCCACAGCUGGAGCGGUUGUUGUGCCCAACAAACGUGGGCCUAACCGAUUUGAUGAUAUAUGGAAUAUGCCACCGGGCAAAAAAUUAUUCUUGGAAAUAAAUGGGGCGGGCCAGCCAGUCGGGGAGAAUGCUGGACCUUUUGCAAAGUGGCUGGGAACAAUGGCAAGAAAGCCUGAUAUGUGCCCAAUCAAUUAUCGCUCAUGGCAUUCCAUGCCACUACAAUACAAGAAUCGGUGUUGGGAAGCCAUUCAGGCACGAUGGGUAAUUCCUACAGCCCGCAUCCCACUUGCCAAGCAAAGGAAAUGGUCACUCUCACGGAUUGGGAAGUUGUGGAGGGGCCACAAAACAGAGUUGAAGGAAAAGCACUACAACCUGAACACAACUAAGGAAGAUUUACUUCAGCUAUCACUGCCGGAGGUUGAUGACACUCAAUUUCAUGGCCUGGUGGAGUAUUGGUUCUCUAAAGAUUUUAAGGAGCUGUCGGAAGAUAACAAAGCGCGGCGUGGCAAGCAGACGGAGUUGCACACGCUCGGAUCCAGAAGCAUGGCCCAGACGGCGGAUAUCAUUGCAAAAAAGAAAGGCAAGCAACUAGAGAGAAGUGAGAUGUACGAAGUGGCGUAUUCUCACCGCGAUGGUGUUGCUGUGAAUGCCACUGCGGAAGCAAACAUUGCAAAGAUGAAACAUCUUAUGACAGAGGGGUCACAGUUGCGGGGAAAUGACAUUGAGGCAGGCAUACUUUGGCAACCCGACGAUGCAUUUGCACAGGUCCUCGGUGCAGAGAGAAGUGGUCGUGUUAGAGGGGUAGGCUUUGGUCCAACCCCCUCUGGAAAUCGUGCGAGGUCAAUGGAUGAUAGUACGCCACCUCCAACAUCUACUGCAACUGAACAAAAGGUUAUCGAGUUGUCUGCUGAAGUAGAAGAAAUGAAGGAGAAAUGUGCGCGUUAUGAUGCUGAAAUGAAGGAGAAAUGUGCGCAUUAUGAUGCUGAAAUGAGGUUAAUGCGGAGGAUGUUGACUUCACUGUACCCAUCGUUUCCCAAUCUGUCUACGGUAAGAAGUUUGAAUGCAAAGUAUGUGCAUUUGGUGAUUCCCUGGUUCUUUUUUUUGCACACAUAG
Molecule: messenger RNA, 1290 nt
Organism: Quercus lobata
Lineage: Eukaryota; Viridiplantae; Streptophyta; Magnoliopsida; Fagales; Fagaceae
Exons: 6
Coding region: 1-1290 (429 amino acids)
Source: RefSeq, a predicted model, not a curated record